Messenger RNA from Aspergillus candidus, 1147 nucleotides. Its product is annotated as Tim17/Tim22/Tim23/Pmp24 family protein. The transcript is spliced from 4 exons. The record is from RefSeq and is a predicted model, not a curated record. Gene Ontology annotation, biological process: mitochondrial respiratory chain complex I assembly. NCBI's taxonomy places the organism in Eukaryota, Fungi, Ascomycota, Eurotiomycetes, Eurotiales, Aspergillaceae. The coding region runs from base 162 to 755 and encodes 197 amino acids.
GGCGGUCAUUGCAUGAAGCUCCACGGGAAGCCGGGGUAGGCGGUGUGCGUUGGCAGAAAGUACGACGUCCCAAAUUCGAUCGGAAACGUCCUCGACCGCGAACCUACUCGCUCUCUAUACGCAAUCAAGUCGAGUUAUUUCUCACCCAGCCAUCCGCCACCAUGGCCACACACACGGAGGAGCACACCUAUCACCCCAAGCCUACUGUUCAGAGGGCAUUGAAGACGUCCAUGCUGACAGCUGGCGCGGGUCUCUUUGCUUCGGCCGUCCAGAACACCCUCACCCGGAAGAAUGUUGGACCCUUUGGUGUGUUCGUUCGUAGCGGCAGCACCAUUGGAGUUUUCGCCGCCAUGGGAGGUACCUACGAGUUCGCGAAGAACGCAUCGGCCAACCUGCGGGAGACGGACGACCACUGGAACGUCGCAAUUGGCGGUUUCUUCUCUGGUGCGAUUCUGGGACUAAAGGCCCGCUCCUUCCCCGCUCUUCUGGGAUACGGUGCCGCCCUGGCCGCCUCCAUGGGCGCCUUCGAGUUCACGGGCGGAUCGCUGUGGGGUUACAACAGGGGAAGCACAGAGGAUGAGUUUGAUCGUCGGCAACAGCUCCGGAAGGCCUACCGGACUUCCGGGGAGGAGACCGUUGCUCAAUUGGGCGAGGGACGCGGCGUCUACGGCCCCGGAUAUGCGGAGCGACGACGAGAGAGAAUCAAGGAGGCGUAUGGCAUCGAUGUUCCCACAACUCAGGCCCCGGCCUCAUGAAUAUAAUCCGGUCUGAAAUCAUGUUCUUCCGUUCUGCCCGUUUCCCGUCCGUCUCUUUUGUGUAAAACCACCCUUAUAUCAUGUCAAUUGCCAUUCCGCGGCAUAACUACCAAUAAAGAUUUCUUUUUUUUUUUCUCUCUCCUUAGUAUUCCUCCAUACACGGUCAGGCAUGGCGGAGCAUGGGUCAAGUGCCAGUACAUCUCCCAAACAUACGCACAAUUUAUCUACAAUUCCCAAAAGAAAAAGGAGACCUGGCCUGUCCCAUAGCAGCACAGUGCAAACUCGGUGAACGACGGCUUUCACAAUCUGAUCGCAGUACGUCAGAGUAUCUGCGAGGGGGAGAGUGGACCAUCUGCAGGCCAGUAGCAAGGACUUGGUGGGUAUGAUUAGGG